Messenger RNA from Conger conger (European conger), 4256 nucleotides. RefSeq names its product crk-like protein. NCBI's taxonomy places the organism in Eukaryota, Metazoa, Chordata, Actinopteri, Anguilliformes, Congridae. The record is from RefSeq and is a predicted model, not a curated record. The transcript is spliced from 3 exons. Gene Ontology annotation, biological process: positive regulation of ERK1 and ERK2 cascade. The coding region runs from base 1093 to 2001 and encodes 302 amino acids. Gene Ontology annotation, molecular function: protein binding.
AUGGAACGCUAUUUUCACACUUGAUUCACAGCAUUUUAGGCUACCUGAAUGAACAUCCUUUGGGCGAUCGUUCCUGCGGAGGAUUUUGUUUGGCGCAUUCAAACACUCAAAUUCAUAAGUGGCCUAUUCAGUGCGUUUCUCUCGGGGCGUCAUUGACGUGCAAUGAGACUGGGAGCGCGCGGACCCGCCCUCGCUCCGCCAUUUCUCAGAUUGUGACUGUGGGUCAGGGGAGAGCAGCCGAAUAUCAACACGGCUUAAACGGCAAUAAGAGAUAAUCGGGUUUGGUGGGUCUGAAGUCUAACACGCUCACAAACCUACAACGUUGUUAAAAAUACUCGGUGCUUUAAGAUCUACUCAAAAGAGGACGACGAUUUAUUGUUGAAUUCAUUUUUUUGUGUGUGGAGACGUGUUGAAGGCCGCCAUUUUUGUUAGUGCUACUAAAGUCUUUCGGGAGUCAAGAAAGGGUUGAAAAUACGUUUGGUCAGCCUCAACUUUAACUGUUACAAUCGGAGAAAUUCCAGGAAGUGCUACACCGCGUGCGACCGCUGAUGUUACAUUGUAUAUGGAAAUCGGCUCAUUGAAGUCUUGGACUGACAGUGUCUGGAGAUAUGUUUCAUGAGCCUGCAAGCGACACGGCUACUUUUUUUCGGAAGAGGGAACUAAAAGGGGAACCUGCAUUAGCAAUUGUGUGCAUCGCAGAUGUUUCUUUCUAAUUAACUGUAGCUAGUUUCGAAAGCAACGUUUUGUAUUUGUACAGAGGCCUAAAGCCGCAUAAUGCUUGAAAGUUGGCUGAAGCUAGCUGGAGCUUGCCCGUGAGACGUCAGGUUACAGCGAAUGCUAACAUUACAGCGACUUGACGCCUGGGUUAUAAAUCAUUUUGAAGGGUUCGGGGGUUGAGCGCUCACCCGGCCCUAUUGGUUAGAGUAGCUCGAUAUUUAACGUAAAUUAAGAACCUAACUUAACGCCUAUCUACCUGUUCCAUCCUCUGGUUGCUAGCCUAAUUUAUUUUUGUAGCCUAAGUAUAAGCCUGUCUCUGACUAUUUUGUUGUUCAGCGUAGCAGCUUUCGUUAUCCUAAUUUAUUCAGCUUCACUAUGUCUUCAGCGCGGUUUGAUUCUUCGGACCGGUCCUGUUGGUAUUUCGGGCCGGUUUCGCGACAAGAGGCACAGAACAGAUUGCAGGGGCAAAGGCACGGGAUGUUUCUGGUCCGAGAUUCCUCGACCUGUCCUGGCGACUAUGUUCUGUCCGUGUCCGAAAAUUCAAAAGUGUCCCAUUAUAUCAUCAACUCCCUGCCCAGCAAGAAGUUUAAAAUAGGCGAUCAAGAGUUCGAACAUCUUCCAGCACUUUUGGAAUUCUACAAGAUUCACUACUUGGACACGACUACCCUUAUUGAGCCAGCCCCCAGGUACCCCAACCCCAACCAGGGCAGCACCCCUGCCCAGGUCCUGGGCCCCAUGGACGACAACCUGGAGUACGUGCGGACUCUGUACGAUUUCACGGGCAGCGACACCGAGGACCUGCCCUUCAAGAAGGGCGAGAUCCUCGUCAUCGUGGAGAAGCCCGAGGAGCAGUGGUGGAGCGCCAAGAACAAAGAUGGCCGCGUGGGCAUGAUCCCCGUGCCCUAUGUGGAGAAGGUGGUCCGGCCCUCGCCCCAGCAGCAGUUCCCCGGCACCCGCAACUCCAACAGCUACGGGAUCCCCGAGCCGGCCCACGCCUACGCCCAGCCCCAGACCCCCUCCCCCCUGCCCCCCGGGACACCCGGUGCCAUCAUCACCCCUCUGCCCUCCACCCAGAAUGGCCCGGUCAUGGCCAAGGCCAUCCAGAGGAGGGUGCCCUGCGCUUACGACAAGACCGCCCUGGCGCUGGAGGUGGGCGAUGUUGUGAAGGUGACGAGGAUGAACAUCAGCGGUCAGUGGGAGGGAGAGGUGAAUGGCCGGAGGGGCCUCUUCCCCUUCACCCACGUCAAAAUCAUCGACCCCCAGAACCCGGACGAGAGCGAAUGAGGCCGGCCGCGGCUUCGGUAGCGCCCGCUCGUCACCAUCGGCAACGCCUCGCUCGACGCCCGCACCCGCUUCAGCUAGCUCCACCGGCUGAGCCACCGCCCGAGCCUCUCCAACCAUCGCACCCGCUCACCGUUGUGCCCGGCCUGCCAAAGCUCAACCUCCACAUUCAAACGGGUUGUUAACGGAAGCUCCACAUUCAAACUCAACCUCCACAUUCAAACGGGUUGUUAACGGAAGCUCCACAUUCAAACUCAACCUCCACAUUCAAACGGAUGUUAACGGAAGCUCCACAUUCAAACUCAACCUCCACAGUGAAACGGAUUGUUAACGGAAGCUCCACAUUCAAACUCAACCUCCACAGUAAAACGGAUUGUUAACGGAAGCUCCACAGUAAAACGGAUUGUUAACGGAAGCUCUCCACAUUCAAACUCAACCUCCACAGUAAAACGGAUUGUUAACAGAAGCUCUCAACAUUCAAACAGAUUGUUGACGCCUUGCUUGACAGGAGUGUUUUUGUUUUGUUUCCUCCCUUUUCUUUUUCGCCCCGUCCCCUUUUUCUGUAUCUUUUCCAGCUUACCGUUGCUCAUUUGUCCCCAUGCCCAGGUGACAAACACCUCGUUAUUCUCGUACAAUGUCCCAUUCUUUAAUUCCUUUAUCCCCUGUUGGCCUUCAUUGAAGAUGCUUUAAUUGUUGGCGAGCCGAACUUGUGAACCUGGCUGCGUGUCACGGAGCGGAAGGGGUUUUGCGAGAUGGGGGGAGAGAUUCACGGACUGAGAACGGACUCGGGAAGACUCAACCUGGUCUGCCGGCUGAACCAACCGUUCGCCUUUUCUACCUUAAACAUGGGAACGCGGUGACUGGCCCGCGUCUCCACGCGGACGGGAGCGAGUGGACUUUCGAGGACCCAUCUGUCUGUUACGAAACGCAUCUUCAGCCACGACGGUGGCGAGUAAACGUGUUCUCAGAAGAACGUCGCUACUGCCUCCAGUGCUCUUCUGCCCGCAGCUAGCGGUUUGACCAGGAAGGCUCGAGUGGACUUUGUUUAACUUACACGUUAGGCCUGUUCGUAUUCGUUUGAGGAGGUCGUGUGUGAUAACGGUCAACGAUUGUAGCCUUUUGUGCCAUACGAGUCUUUCAAGCUGAAAAGUGUAGCUGCACUCGGGUGUUUGCAUGGCUUGGAGCCGCGAGAGGUGCGGUCGAAAUUAGUGCGCCGCAUGGAGGAGCCGCGCACGACGUCUCCAUCGAUGCCUUUUUGUACAGAGCGGAACAUUUGCACAAGCCAUCCUCUCAAUCUGCCAGCCCCUUUUUUUUUCUUUCUUUUUUUUCGCCUCCUUCCAUUUUUAAGUAUUCAGCUGUUCAAGCAGUUUGGAAGGCUAGCGGGUGAAAUUGUUUGAUUGUGUAUUUAUACCCGGUAUGAAAUAAAGGGGUUAAAAACUGCAGAAUUUGGGCACGUUUCCCCGUUCUUCCCGCCUUGUGGCUACUGCAGUGUGUAAACCCAGCUGAAACGCUGCAGGGAUCCACGCUUAGAAAAGGUGUGCCCAUGCUGUUGGCCUUUUUCCGGCGCUUUCUCCUGGCUUAGUUUUCCUCAUGCAGUGAGAUAACACAACAUAAAACUGAUCUGUCGCCAGGUGCAAUGUUUUUUCCUUUCACCUUUUAUAGUCCGUUGUCAGUUGAAUCCACCAUUUUGCGAUAUAUGGUGGCACGUGUGAAUGUCACCGGAGGAGACGUUGAAAAAGGGAAUGCGGUGGUCUCCCGACAUGACCUCCUGACCUUCGCCGUAGUUCAAGGUCAGAAUGCUGGCUUGUGAUUUCAGGUUUACCCGUCGCGGUUCAUGCUGGUAAUUGUAGUUUAGUUUCCCCCACAGUCAUGUUGAACAGCCUUUGUGGAAUCUCGCCACGCCAGCGGGAUUCUGUAACAUCCAGACUCCAUUCUAACCCCAUCCAGUGAAGCAAUAGAUCCGUCCCCCCCCAUACUUGUGGUUUAAAAAAUAAAGUCCGCUAAUCAUUUCUCAGUAAAAAAAAAAAGAAAUGGCCCAGAAGCUAUCUCCCUUUUUAACGGCAUUAACAGUAUUACCAGUGCUUAUUUUCUUGUUUAGGAAAGCAAAUGGAAUGUCUAUUUGUCUUUAAAAAAAAAACGGAAAUUGUGCCUUUUAUUUUCCUAUACCAUUUGAAUGUGUUAAUACGUCACAUGGGUAACACUCCUGUUGGACACCUGUACAGUGCGAGUAAAUAAAAUUUACGUCCAAUUUCUUGUAA